Molecule: messenger RNA, 2239 nt
Organism: Lingula anatina
Lineage: Eukaryota; Metazoa; Brachiopoda; Lingulata; Lingulida; Lingulidae
Product: voltage-gated inwardly rectifying potassium channel KCNH6
Biological process (GO): regulation of membrane potential; potassium ion transmembrane transport
Cellular component (GO): plasma membrane
Molecular function (GO): inward rectifier potassium channel activity
Source: RefSeq, a predicted model, not a curated record
UAUAUGAUUACAAUAUAUUUUUGACACAUUAUCAAAUGCAGGUGCUUUGUCCGGGGUCAACAAUCUGAUGCAAGGUGUCACCACUGGCAAGAGUUUCCAAGAUGAGCCAGAGUCUACACCACUGUUGGGCACCACAGAGGCCAGAGAUACUAGAGAGAAUAGUCCACAGAGAGAACAGAGCCCUCAGCAGCCUCCAACAACCUCUAGCUCCAGUGCUGCCUGCAAGUCAACGUCCAGCAUGACCAUACCUGUGUCCAGCCCCUCAAGCCAAUCACAGUUUGACGAUGCCACCCAGGUGCCACGCCCACAGAUUGUCAUUGACCGCUACGCCUCGCGAGAUGACAUGGGCGGGAAUGUGGCCGUUGAGUCGAGACUAGAUGACCUGUCAAGGCAGUUAACCAGGCUAGAGGGAAAGAUGGCAGCGGACAUUUCCAUGAUUCUAGACAUACUGAGGAGCCAGAGUGCUUCAGGGAUUAUCUCUGCUCCCCCUGGUUACCCAGAAUAUAUUACAGACAGUUCCAACACAGGUCAAGGUUCUGACCUCCAUGCCUCUCAAGGUCACCCGGGAUAUCUUACAGACAGUUCCAAAAGUACAGAACAGUCCCAGAAAUCUGGUGCUGGUGAUAUUAAAAGUGCAACUGACUUAGAUUAUACUGUAGAUCAAGGACACUCAAGGAUGCAAACGCACGGAGGUCAAGGUCAUGCAUCUCAAGGUCAUAUAAGUUCUUUGUCUUCAGAUGAGCAUUUAGAUAGUGAUAGUCAUUCAAAUGUUCAAGGUCAAGGUCAGGAUCUACUAGAUAACAGUGCAAUACAAGGGACCAGUGCUCUUAGUGCCGGAAGUUUAGAAAAGAAGCAGACAGGAAGCUCUGACGAAAGCAAAACACCGAUCGAUUUACUGGCAGGUGUUUCAGAGGUAGCAGCACCCCAACCUUACCAGCAUGUGACAGGUUCUUCACCAACAUCUCCAUCAGAUUCACAAUCAGUCAUCAGUUCAGACAUUCCAACCCCUUUAGGUCAGGAGGACAGUCUAGAGGAAGACAGGGAUGGUACUUUUAAACCCAGGAGACAGAAAUCGACAUAAGGAUUUGUGUGUGGUGUGGAAAUGGCUCCACUGCUUCCAAGAUUGUAAGGUAUAUCCGAGGACACAGAGCUCACUUUGGCUAUGGUGUUUAUGUGCCUAUUGGGAGUUGAAGAGCCAGUGGUUUUUACAGGGAUUGUCAUCCAACAUAUUUGAGGCACCAUCAGGAUGGACUUUUAGGGAUGACUGGACCCAGCUUAGUUUGAUUAGCCAUUGACAUUGAGAGGGUGCCCCCAAGGACUGAAAUACAUUCAAGGAGGGGUGAUGGCUGAUUCGGCCUGUGUAUGUUGAAAAGAAGACUGGCAGCUUGCUUGUGCCUGACUGUCACUAAAUUAUAUAAGAGCGAGUUCUGAUUUGAGGAAAUGACAUGGCAAGGAGAACAUGGAACUUGUUCAGGAUGUACAAGAAUUAUGUCUGAAUUUUUUUUAAAGGAGGAUGAUUGGAAAUUUCUAGAAAGGUGAUCUUGUUAUUAAAUUUAGAGACAAAAUGAAUGAAGGAGACAGUGUAGAAGCUGUGUAGACCUUGUUUGGAAUGUUUCAGAAGGCAGCCAGAUUGUUUUUGAAGGGCAAUUUUUGGAACGUAAAUGGGAAGCAGGUUUGAUUGAUUUGUAUGGUUCUCAAAUGACUGUCAUCCUUGAACAACCAUUGACUGGAAUUGAAGAAUGGAAGUGCAUUUUAGUCAGCUAAGUCUUAGUAGGCUAAAUUGUUUCCCCCAAGAAAACAAACUUUUUGCUAAAGAAGCUCCUGAAGGGAAGAUUGAGAAACAAUGCCACAUUUUAAGAAAUUAAAGGAAGCGAGUGUGAUUUUAGGGGACUGCAGAUAAUAUGCAAGUGCUUGUUAUGAUCCGCUGCAAAAAAUUGAUAAAUGAAUGCAGUUGGACCUUUUGAUAAUCGGAUUUUAUGUGAUAGACUUACUGUGCUAUGUGUAUUUUGUACCACGUCAGAGGAAAUUAUGGAAGAUACAUACCCCAAGGCAAAGAUAAUUGAUCAGACCAGCACUCCCCAAAAUGAUUAUCUUUAGAAGUACCUGAUGGAAAAAUUCAGAACGAUCUUGAGGAUCAUCUUGGUUACAUGUCAGAUGGAACAAGUUUGUGAGGAACUUUGAAGUGACAAAUCUUCAGAAAGCAUGGGCGUAACUAGGCAUACGCACGAAUGCACUGUGC